AAAACAUUGCGAAAGUAACAAAUAAAUAAUCUCUUAAUCUAACCACCAUAACAUCAUUAUUUCCAUAAUUUUUAGCUUCUCAAUAGGUUUUAGAGGUAAAUGUUGCGUGUGCUCUUGGCUUGUGUGCUGUUUCUGUAGCAGCAUGUCGAAUUCAUUGGCUGAAUCACAUGGCAAUGACUGGAGCUGGAGUAAUGAGCGGCCACGAGCUCAAAGAUCCGCUGUUUACAUCGCACAGCCUCAGAAUAGAACCGACCAUGAGAUCAAAUUGUGGAUAAUUUAUUUUGCCAACAUCGAUCACCUUGGAUUAAUCGAUCCUUGUCUAUCACAUACGGCUACCAUGGGAAGCCUCUUCCGAAGUGAAGAGAUGUGCCUGGUCCAGCUUUUCCUUCAGGCAGGUUCGGCUUACAACUGCGUCAGUGAGCUUGGAGAGUUGGGCUUAGUCGAAUUCAGAGAUUUGAAUCCAAAUGUGAAUGCCUUUCAGAGGAAGUUUGUUUCAGAAGUGAGAAGAUGCGAGGAGCUAGAGAAAACCUUCAAAUAUCUGGAACAAGAGAUCAGUCGUUCUCUCUAUCCUCCUCUGAAAGGGCCUCUACCCACAGCCACGCCAAUCCCAUCAGCCCCACAGCCAAGAGAGCUGCUCUCCAUUGAGGAGGAGAGCGAGAGACUUGCCAGAGAGCUCAAAGAGGUGUCAAGGAACAGGGAUAGUCUAUGUAACCAGCUGAUCCAGCUCAGCCAGUACAGAGGGGUCCUGAAGCAGAGCAUUUUACUACCAACCUCACAGGUCCCACCUCCAACUCUUGAGACCACAGCUCUAUUGGACAGCAGGCAAGAUAUGCGUUUGAGCUUUGUCGCUGGUGUGGUUCAUCCAUGGAAGGUUCCAUCGUUUGAGAGGCUGCUAUGGCGGGCCUGUCGUGGUUAUAUCAUUGUAGACUUCUGGGAGAUGGAGGAGAGGCUGGAAGUGCCAGACACUGGAGAGAUGAUUCAGUGGACUGUCUUUGUGAUCUCUUUUUGGGGAGAGCAGAUUGGGCAGAAAGUAAAGAAGAUCUGUGAUUGUUUCCACACUCACACCUUUGUGUAUCCAGAGGGCUUGGAGGAGAGAGAAGUAAUACUUCAGGGGCUGGAAAGCAGGAUAGUAGAUAUCAAAACGGUGCUGUCUCAGACAGAGCAGUAUAUGCAGCAGCUGCUGUCUCGCUGCGUGUGUCAGAUGCCACAGUGGAAGAUACGAGUGCAGAAAUGUAAAGCUGUGCAGACGGUCCUUAACCUCUGCAGCCCUUCAGUCACAGACAAGUGUCUCAUCGCAGAAGCCUGGUGCCCUGUGACCAAACUGCUUCUGCUCCAGAGCGCUCUGAUAGAAGGAACGAGAAAAAGCGGUAGCAGUGUAGACUCCUUCUACAACCGUUUACCUGCACCUUCAUCUCCUCCAACACUCUUUAUCACCAACACAUUCACGUCCAGCUUCCAGAACAUUGUGGAUGCUUAUGGUGUUGCCAGUUACAGAGAGGUUAAUCCAGCUGUGUACACCAUCAUCACUUUUCCUUUCCUGUUUGCGGUGAUGUUUGGAGAUGUUGGUCAUGGUUUACUCAUGACAUUGGCUGCCCUGUGGAUGGUUCUGGAGGAAAGAGACCCUAAGAUGAAGAAUAGCACUAAUGAGAUUUGGCGUAUGCUGUUUGGUGGGAGGUAUCUGAUCCUUCUGAUGGGGUUGUUCUCCAUCUAUACUGGGGCUGUUUAUAAUGAGUGCUUCAGUAAAGGACUCAGUCCUCUUUCCUCUGGCUGGCACCUCAAACCCAUGAUGCAGCACUACAACUGGAGUGAUGAAACUCUGAGGAGCAACCAGUACCUCACUUUGGAUCCAAACGUAACUGGAGUGUUCCAGGGACCAUAUCCAUUCGGCAUUGACCCGAUCUGGAGCCUUGCCAGUAACCACCUCACAUUCCUCAACUCCUAUAAGAUGAAGAUGUCCGUCAUCAUCGGGGUCAUCCAUAUGACUUUUGGAGUCUGCUUAUCAUUCUUCAACUACAUGUACACGGGGGAUGUGAGCAGCAUGUUUCUGGUGUUGAUUCCUGAGCUAGUGUUCAUGCUGUGUCUUUUUGGGUACCUUGUCUUCAUGGUGGUGUUUAAAUGGAUUGCGUUUGGACCUCAGGAUUCAGACCGCGCUCCCAGCAUCCUGAUCCACUUCAUUGACAUGUUCGUGUUUGGUGAGAAUCCAGACAACCCUCCACUUUAUCCAGGACAGGUGAUAGUGCAGAGAAUAUUAUUGUGUUUGGCUCUGCUAGCAGUUCCGGUGCUGUUACUUGGAAAACCGCUUUACCUGUACUUCAAGCACAGGAAUAACAGGAGAACGUUACAGGAGGAGCAGCACUCCCUAGUCACAGACACCAGCUCUAUAAACGCUCAACUAGGAGACCUAGAGGGAGGAGGAGGAGGAGGAACAGAGGAACAGGAGUUUGAUUGGACAGAGGUUUUUAUGCACCAGGCCAUCCACACCAUAGAGUACUGCCUGGGCUGCAUCUCCAACACUGCAUCAUACCUUCGUCUUUGGGCCCUCAGCCUUGCGCAUGCGCAGCUGUCUGAGGUUCUCUGGGUGAUGGUGAUGAGAAUUUCACUCUCGUGGCAAGGCUAUGUGGGAUCAGUGGUGCUGUCAAUCAUCUUCUCCAUCUUCGCCAUGCUCACUGUCUCUAUCCUGCUCGUCAUGGAGGGGCUGUCAGCCUUCCUGCACGCCCUGCGUCUGCACUGGGUGGAGUUUCAGAACAAGUUCUACAGUGGAUCUGGAUACAAGUUCAACCCUUUCUCCUUUGCAUCAAUUCAGCAUCUAGAGGAAAUGUAAAUAUCCCCUGUAAAACUGGUUUUAUACUUCAUUUUGAAGCUGAAUGUGUUAUCACAUGGUAGUAAAGAAGGGUGAUUUGACCCUAAAAUGAAAAUUCUGUCAUCUACUCACCUAUGUAUGAUGUUUUGAAGAAUGUACACUGGUCUCUUUCUCAUUCAAUGACAGCAUGUCAGGGGCAGACGUGAUCCAAAAUUUUCAUUCUUGGGUGAACUAUCCCUUUAACAAUAAUAUUUUUUUUUUUUUGAGAACUUUUGUCUCAGGAUUUGUUUUAUAAGCUUGCAGAGGUUUUAAUGAGGAGCACGAUACUAAUAAAGGUUUUUGUAACUAAGAAAUGAGAAUAUUGGCAUUUUUCAAGAUCAUGAUUAUUCACAACCCCUCAUCAAGUUUUACUUUUUUUCUUUGUCUAAAUGCAAAAGAAAACUUCAGAAUAAGGGAGGUAAGACACUCUUACCUGGAAGGCACUGUGCAGCAUUAAUAUUUAAUUUGAAUGAUUUUAAAGAAUAUUUAAAAUCUGUACAUGCUCACUGAAGAAAGAAAGAAUAAAUCCCUAGAGCUAUAAAGUAAUAUAUUAGCCAUAUAUUAACUGAUAUUUUGAGAUAAAAGUUUAUACAUUGCAAUGUAUUGGAUAAAAGGCAUACAUGUAAAUGUACAAUUGUGUACAUCUUAUUUGUGAUCAUUUGUGCAUGUGUACAGAAGAAUCCAAAAGUCUAUGACAACCAGUGAAUAUGCUUUCAUUUUCUUUCCUUAAUACAAAAUCUUGUAUGCUUCAAAUGGAUGCAAGGAAAUCUGACCUUUUGUACAAAGGAGGUCACAUGGUCAAAGUGGCAAAUUUACUUAUUUGAUUAGUGACCUAGAAAUAAUAUUGAAUUGAAUGAGAAUGUAUUUUAUAUCAUAGAUGAACACUUUACAGACUAUAUUUCCAGGAAUAAUAUAGCAGAUUUUCAACAUGGUUUCAGACUUUUGGACCCCACUGUAGAUCAGCCACCCUGUUCUCUGACCAUUAAAAACCUACAUCAGUUGACCAAUACUCCAUAUUCAAA
Messenger RNA from Megalobrama amblycephala (Wuchang bream), 3861 nucleotides. It is a transcript of the gene tcirg1a, whose product is annotated as T cell immune regulator 1, ATPase H+ transporting V0 subunit a3a. Gene Ontology annotation, cellular component: vacuolar proton-transporting V-type ATPase complex; plasma membrane; vacuolar proton-transporting V-type ATPase, V0 domain. Lineage: Eukaryota; Metazoa; Chordata; Actinopteri; Cypriniformes; Xenocyprididae. The record is from RefSeq and is a predicted model, not a curated record. Gene Ontology annotation, biological process: vacuolar acidification; proton transmembrane transport. The transcript is spliced from 21 exons. Bases 143 to 2821 code for a protein of 892 amino acids. Gene Ontology annotation, molecular function: proton-transporting ATPase activity, rotational mechanism; ATPase binding.